AUAGUAAGAGAGGGAGAGAGAGAGAGAGAGUAAAGGAAAGAGACAGAGAAGAAAACAGAGAGACAGAGAGGAAGAGAGAAGGAAACCCUGAUGUUGUUUCCUCGACAAAACGGUUAAACAAGUCAAUGUGUGCUCGUCUUUAUUUUUUUCCCAUCGCGAUUUUAUCUAACAACCAUAACAAAAUAAUAACAAAAAAGGGGCUAAUGUGAUUAAUACAUCGACCAUUGUGAAAAUAACGAAACGAAAUCCACAUUUCAUAUAUAUACAACCACAAAUAAUAAUAACAACAAAUUGCUGCAUGGGGAAAACAAGAUGACGACGUUAAAUCAAGCUGCGGUUGAGGCAUUAUGUUCGGCAACCUAUCUUCAAAAUUAUUUAGAUAUUAUGGACAAUUUACCUGAUGAUCUACAACGAAAAGUCACACAAUUGCGCGAGUUAGAUUCGCAAUGUAAAGAAAUUAUGCAAGAUAUUAAUCGCCAUCAUUUGUGUAUGUAUGAAGCUGAUGGCCCUGCAAAGCGGAAGUCCUUCAUUAUAUUCCAACGUGCAUUGUUAAGGUUCCAAGAAAUAGGGGAUGAAAAGCUAAAUAUGAUGACCCUUAUUAUCGAUCUAAUUGAGAACCGGUCCCGGCAGCUGGAACAAGACCGAGAAAACCUAGAUCCUUCUUUAGGGAAAGACAAUGACAAAGAAGAUUUGGCCAGUGCCAAAGUCAAACAGGAAAAUGACAGAAAUGAGAAAGCAGGCAGCAAAAGACAGCGCCGACAGAAGACACAUGAUAUUAGUAAAGAUGAAGAAAAGAAGGAGGAGAAAGACAGAGUGCCAAGAAAGAAGAAGAAGAGGAAAACUAAGAAAGAAAAGGAAAGUGAGAAAUCUCCAAUUGAUCCGCCUAUUGAUCCCGAUGAGCCAACAUACUGUGAAUGUAACCAGGUGUCGUACGGAGAGAUGAUCGGCUGUGAUAACGACUUGUGUCCUAUAGAGUGGUUUCACUUCAGCUGUGUAAACUUAACUUCCAAACCAAAAGGGAAGUGGUACUGUCCAAAAUGUCGUGGUGACAAGAGCAAUGUGAAACGACAGGACAAGUAGCUCUCAAUCUGUCUUUUUCCUGAACAACUCAUCUCAUCUCAUCCCUCAUGUGUGCUUGUGUGUGUGUGUGUAUGUGUGUGUGUGUGUGUGCAUGUGUGUCUGUCUCUGUGCCAUGUAUGUUUCAGUUUUAUAUACCAUGGUGCAGUUACUCUCAACCAUUACAUUCAACAAGAACGACAGCAACAUCAGUAAUAACAAUAAAAAAAAAAAAUGAAAGAAACAAAUAUCUUGUUCAGUAAGACACUUCUCACAUUCAACAAUUUGUUAGGAAAAUAUUAGUAUUAUUAUUAUUAUUAUUAUUAUUCUAACUCUUUGUUUAGCAGUCCUUCACCACCACCCCUGCCCACUUCCUGUCUGUUUCUCUAAGUGUAGUGUGUGUGUCUGUGUUCUAUUAGGACAUGACAACAUAUUGCUGUCAUGGUAACUUAGUUUUUCUUUACCCCUUCCACCCCAUGUCUAGUGUAAUGUGACUAAACAAGACCAAAAAAAAAAAGGAAGAAAAAUGAUAGUCUGUUGGUUGUUGAGUGAGUAACUGAAAGUGAAGCUAAGAUGGACAUAUAUAUACAUGAAAAACAUCAAUCAGUUUGGUUGUGGAUUGUAGCACUGGCAAUUUAUUGUAACCUAUAUCAUUAGUAUUAUUAUUGUUAUUAUUAGGCAUUGAACGAGCAGAAUCGUUAGCACGUCAGACAAAAUGUUUAGUGGCAUUUCAUCCAUCUUCACAUUCUGAGUUCAAAUUCCACUGGGGUCAACUUUGCCUGCCAUCCUUUUGGGAUUGAUAAAUUAAGUACCAGUGAAACACGGGUUGAUGUAAUCGUCUAGUCCCCUCCCCGCAAUUUUCAGGCUUUGUGCCUAUAGUAGAAAAGAUUAUUAUUAUUAUUAUUAGGCAGUGAAUGAGCAGAAUUGUUAGUAUGUCAGACAAAAUGCUUAGUGGCAUUUCGUCCAUCUUUACAUUCUAAGUUCAAAUUCUGCUGACUUACACUGCCUUUCAUCCUUCAGGGUUGAUGAAAUAAAGUACCAGUCAAGUACUGGGGUCAACAUAAUUCACUGCCCCGUCCCACUCAAAAUUGCUGGCCUUGUGUCAAAAUUUGAAGCAAUUAUUAUUAUCAUUAUUAAUUUUAUUAUUAUCAUUAUUAUUAUUAUUAUUAUUAUUAUUAUUAUUAUUAUUAUUAUUAAGGUGGCAAGCUGGCAGAAUCGUUAGCAUGCUGGGCGAAAUACUUAGCAGCAUUUUGUCUGCCGCUAUGUUCUGAGUUCAAAUUCCGCCAAGGUCGACUUUGCCUUUCAUCCUUUCAGGGUCGAUAAAUUUUGGGCCUUGUGCCUAUAAUAGAAAGGAUUAUUAAUAUUAUUAUUUUUAUUAGAUGAAUUGGCGGAACUUUUAGCACAUCAAACGAAAUGCUGAGUGACAUUUCGUCUGUCUACAUUCUGAGUUCAGAUUCCACUGAGGUUGACUGUGCCUUUCGUUCUUUUAAGAUUGAUAAAAUAAGUACCAGUUGAACUCUGGGGUUGAUGUAAUUGACUUAUCCACUCCCUGAAAAAUUUCAAGCCUUCUGCCUAUAGUAGAAAGGAUUAUUAUUAUUAACACUCUGGGAAAAAUGCUUAGUGGUAUUUCGUCUGUCGUUACGUUCUGAGUUCAAAUUCUGCCAGGGUCGACUUUGCCUUUCAUCCUUUCAGGGUUGAUUAAGUAAGUACCAAUUAUGCACUGGGGUCAAUGUAAUCGACUUAAUCCCUUCCUCCAAAUUUGAGGCCUUGUGCUUCCAGUAGAAAGGAUUAUUAUUAUUAUUAUUAUUAUUAUUAUUAUUAUUAUUAUUAUUAUUAUUGUGAGACAGCGAGCUGGCAAAAAUUUAUGUCAGAUGAAAUGCUUAGUGACAUUUCAUUGGCCUUUAUAUUCUAAGUUCAAAUUCUGCCAAAAUCAACAUUGCCUUUCAUCCUUUCGGGGUCGAUAAAAUAAGUACCAGUUGAGCACUGGGGUCAAUGUGAUCACCUUUCCCCUUCCCCCGAAAUUGCUGGCCUUGUGCCAAGAUUUGAAGCCAUUAUUAUGAUUAUUAUUUUGAGAGAGAGAGAGAGAUAAAUGAAACACUUAGCAUUGUGUAAAUAUUUUGAUAUGGUUUCAUGCACCUUUCCUUGAUGAAAGGAAGAAUAAAUGUCAUGCUAUAAAUAUGGUUUUUCAUUCACAAAAAUGACAAUUCUUCAUCCUACCACAACCACAAAGAAAAAAAUGUAUUCAUAUAAAAUGAUUUAAAGCAAAAGCGGAAAAAAAAAUGUACUCACAAACCAUUCUCUGAUAUUUUGCCAGAGACUACAUCAAUCUAAAACUUUCAUCAAGUAAACAUUUUUUCCUCUUCAUUCCUGUCAUUUCAUUAAAUUAAUCAUUAUAUCUUAAAAAUAUCAAUUUAGAAAAGUA
Messenger RNA from Octopus bimaculoides (California two-spot octopus), 3478 nucleotides. RefSeq names its product inhibitor of growth protein 2. Gene Ontology annotation, cellular component: nucleus. Gene Ontology annotation, biological process: positive regulation of DNA-templated transcription. NCBI's taxonomy places the organism in Eukaryota, Metazoa, Mollusca, Cephalopoda, Octopoda, Octopodidae. The record is from RefSeq and is a predicted model, not a curated record.